AUGCCCACGACCAUUCGCUCUUACUCGUCAAACUUUUUCACAGAAAUUACAAGUCCGCUACCACUUCUCACUUCCCCAAGAAAUGAUGGUCCUUCUACAACUAUAACAUCAACCUUUGAAACAGUUGUAAACAUGAACGCUCUUCCUUGCUUUCAAUCGCUACCCGAAGAAUUAUUAGUAUUCAUUUUCACAUUCCUUCCAUUGCAAUCGAUUCAUGUGCUUUUUCAAGUGUGUAAAUAUUUUCAUUCGCUAGCGCAAAGUGAUUGUAUUUGGAGACAACAAUUUGUAAAUCUCAUGGUAUUGAGUCAUCAUCAGGCACAUGUUUCAUCUACAGAAAUUACCACAAAUGGAAAUAACCAAAAUGGAAAUUCUACGAAUCAUUUAAUGUCUUUGGCGAAUAGCAUUCUUCCAAUGAGACAGUUAUUUUCCACCUUCUCCAUUUCGAAAAUUAUUCAAAAACUACAAUCUCAGUACUUGACAUUAUUUCAAAAUUCCAUUCAAGAUUUCACACAAGUGCAUCCGGCAAUGACGCAACAUCUACAUCACAAACAACGAGAAGUCUCCAACUGUGGAGGAUUAUUAUUAGAUCCAGAUUCAUAUGUGACCAAUCCAUUACGAAGAAGAUUCAUUGCCAAACGGAGAGGAAUGGGAUGGAUGCUGAAUCAGCUCCUUCACAAUGAAUUUGUCAUUCAAUGUUUAUUGGUUCGAGAAUUGUUGAAAGAAAAUGUUUCUCAAAAUUUUCAAAUUCAUGUGAAACCAGAAUUUUACGACCACUCGAACGUGACUCACGAAAUGAAUGAGUGUUGGAGUGACUAUCACAAACAAGAGCCUGAAGAAUCUAUCCAUGUCCUUAAUGAUUCAAUUGAAACAGAGUCUGUCGGGAACACUCAUUCCAUUUCUUCCAUGAAUUUCAAUGAAAAUGACGAAUCUAAAUUGUCUCAACAUUUUCAUCCUUCUGCAACGAAAACCACUCAACUCUGUAUGGAAACUCAUCACCACCAUCCGCAAGAUUCAAAAUUUCCCACUCCAUGUAAUUGUUUUUACAUUUUAUGUGAAUAUCUCAUGAAAAUGAAUCAUCACUAUGGUAAAAUCGAUUCGAGAGAAUAUUUAGGUUUGAGAAUGAUUAAGGCACUGAAAAUUUAUCAAACAUUUGUCUUUCCAGUGUGUCUUGCCUUGUUGAUAUUAUUGAGCAUGUGUUUACAUGGAGCGUAUUUUGAAUUUUGGAACAAGUCGAAAGCAGACAUUUAUGUGUUGGGAUUGAUUGCUUCCGUGUUGUUGCUGAUGGGUAGUUGGUUGUGGGUGUUGUGUAUCUUUGUCAGUUUCUUACUUCAAGCUAUUGAAAAGAGUUUUCACUGCACAAGUUCAAGACCUUCACAAGAAUUUAAUUCCAUUUUGUGUAUCUUUUACAUGUCCAUGCAAUGGCUGCCUGCAUUGAGCAUGUGUUAUUUUGUGAAAGCAUUCAUGAAUUCCAGUGUUCCAUUCUUGGCUCUUUCUGGAAUUUCCUUCUUCCUCAUUGGAUGUAACAUGUUUAUACUGUAUCGAUUUCGAUUGUUGAAAUGUGCGAGUACUUUUGAAAAAUUGGUUGGAAUUUUAGGCAUGGUAAUCUUGUUCAUGAUGUUUCUAGUUACCAUUCCCAUUUCUAUUAAGGUCGAUUUUCAAUUGAAAUUAUUUUCUGGAUAUGUAUCGAUUGUGCUGUGUGCGCCGUUGGCUUUGAUUGUCUUUGUGUUUCAAACACAAAUGUAUGUCGUGGUUCAGGCAUUCGCCUAUUGGUUUCGAACCACAUUGGUUCAUCCGUUGAGAGUGAGCAUGGGAUCGGCAUUUGUGUUAGCAUCACUCAUAUCAGCUUUUGUGAGUGUUCCUGCUGUGGUUGGAAUUGUGUUAAUGUCGUUGCGCAUCGAUGGACUGAUUUCAUGGAAUUAUUUGUACUUGUGCACACCGUUUCUUGUGACCUUGUUGAGUCAAUUUGCAAUUAUUGCACAAUUUCUAACGUCGAGAUAG
Molecule: messenger RNA, 1998 nt
Organism: Naegleria lovaniensis
Lineage: Eukaryota; Heterolobosea; Eutetramitea; Acrasida; Naegleriidae
Exons: 3
Coding region: 1-1998 (665 amino acids)
Molecular function (GO): protein binding
Source: RefSeq, a predicted model, not a curated record